Messenger RNA from [Torrubiella] hemipterigena, 9798 nucleotides. The record is from the annotation of a GenBank genome assembly. Lineage: Eukaryota; Fungi; Ascomycota; Sordariomycetes; Hypocreales; Clavicipitaceae.
CGCUGUCGUAGUGGGUUGUAAUCGUCCCCUCAGGUAAACUCACUGCUCCUCACCAGGUACAUGUGUCAGUGGGUGACCCUGGCUCGUCACCUUACUUUUAUCCUUUGGCUCCCCGUGUCUCUUUGGAUUGGUUUGAUCUUUACGUACAAUUCUUGGCCGUUUGGCUUCCCUUCUUGCGCUGCUUCAUUUCAUUGCGAUCUCAUCAACGGCUUUUAAUCUCUUCGCCUUAAUUCGCCCUCUCAUCUUCCCCACAACCUGUCUCGCACCUGUCCGCCAGGUGUUUGCCAGCUGCCCGCCGAAACUCUAAAAUUACCGGCCCAGUUUGUCGACGACGCAACUAGAUUAGCGUCUCUGAUCUGCUUGCCGGGCUCAGCGCCGCCCCGUCUUUGGCCUCUGUGUCUCUCCAAACAGCAGAGGGUACCGUUGCUUCCCUACCACCUCGCGUCAACGUCGCCUUCUUGUCUCCUCCAUCACCACACGACAACGCCAUACGGCAUACGUCUCUCCUCCCGUUUCCUUAGUCAAUUCGUGUUGGAAACCGUUGUUCUUGGGACGUCAUCUCCUUUUUCCUCUCCUCACGCCCAGUCUCGUCGUGAUUCAUCCUUACCUCCUCGACUCUCGGCUCUCUAACCCCCAAUCGACGCCGUCUUUCCCUUCCUUUCUUUGCCCAGCGCUUGUCUCGCCCGACUCUCUUUUUGCUCGCCAACGAACCACACACCACUCGCUAUUUUUGUUCCAAGUCUCUCGGCAUCGCUCUUCGCUUGGCAACUCGCUUCGUCUUGGUCUUUCUCGCAUAGUAAUGUGCACAUCUGGACACAACCUAUCAGAUUAAGCAUCGCUUCUUGCAGACGGUUCACCAUGGCAGGCUGGGGUGUUGAUGAUCAUAUGCACAACUACUGUCCCGAGACAGGGUUCUGCAUUUACAACAAUACCAUUGUCGAUACCAAUGUCAGAUUUAGCCAUUGGUACCAAGAAGCCAACCUGAUUAUCGGUAGUGCCGCCUUUGUGGUGCCUGUCUUGAUUAUCACCUCUUACUACAUUGCUCGCUAUGUAUACUCAACAGCCUCGCAUCUAUCUUCAUCAUUAAAAACUAUCACAGCACCAAACACGAGGCCGAAUACACCGUACGCUUCAGAGUGUUCCCUCGAUUGGCCGCUCAUCUCAAUAUUGCCGUUUGCUUAUCCUAAGCCUGGCAAAGAGAUUGAUGAUGACACUAGCGAGGAGGAAGUGGAUGCAGAAGACUCGCCAGUUGGAUGUCUAGAUUUGGCUGCUCUUCAACCCAACUCGCUGACAUCUUCCGACAUUGACGGCACAGUUGCUUUCUUGGUCCAGGGAGCCCGCAAGAGACAGCUUGCCGCCCUUGCCAUCCGCUGUGGCUCUGGCUCUGCGUUGAAGGAGGUCAACAAGCUCUUGUCCAAAUUGCACAAGGAGCUGCAAGAUGAAAUUAAGAUUGUUUUCCAAGCUCACCAUGACGCGUCGCUAUGGUCUGAUGUUGACCUCAGCCCAACAGCCGGUGUCAUCAUUGAAAACGCAUGCAUAAUCCCCAAUGGCGAGCGGAGAGAUUACUUUCACUCUCAGGCUCUGCGCCAGAUUGUCGCCCGUGCAGCGGAUCAGCGCGAUGGCAAGCCCGAGUACUUUCUCGGUUUCCUCGAACUCUGGGAGGAGCAACCUCAUCCUGCCGUCAUUCGCCGCGCCAUCAAGCUGGCAGAGCAUUUCGGUGCCCAUCUUGAGCAUGGCCCAGCAUCCGCCAUUGUCGCAUCCGAGAAAGUUGCCCCUGCUGCUACCACACUCAGCGCUUUUGAGUACCUCAAGCGUUCCGAGAUUAGCAAGCUGCAAUCGUGCUGGACAUCAGCUAGUCGCAAGGUGAAGAUCUCCAGUGACACCUCCAACAGCCGCUCCCUCAACACCAAGAUGCUCACCUCAGUGAUCCCCGAAGCGACCAAGUUGUUUGAGCAUGAAGAGCUUCCCGAGCAACUGGUUGUUGUUCGCGCUGAGGAGCCCGUCUUUGUCAACUCCCCAGAGUACCUAGCUGUCGCUCCCAAGUGCGACAACUUUUGGCACAGCGCUCGUGAUGGUACGGUUCUGUCCCCCCACGGCUGCUACUCUAUCUACACAGAGCCCACUGUCGAGGACUACGCUGCUAUUGUACAGUCACAGAAGCACCUCAAGGAGCUUAACCUUUUGCUCUCUGUAGAAGGCACCGAAUCGUCGCGCAUGAUUCAAGCUUUCCGUUCGCUGGCCAGCAAGGGCAGAUGUGCUUCCCUGGUCCAAGAUCUCGUCAUUGGUCUUGAAUCAUCGGAUAUUUGCGUUUACAAGGGCAUGGACACUGGAUUCAAGCUUCCUGAAGGCGCCACUUCCUUCUGGGGUGUUUCGACCAACCGCGAUGCUACCUACACCAUGUCUGUUGAUAUCUUCAUCUCCCAAAAGGCUCCCAACGCCAUUGCGGCAGUCCUGCACACCUGGUUGGCGCAUCACCGCGUGGGCCGCGACGUUCGCUUCGAAUAUGAAGCUCUGCUUGAGUCCCUGACAAUGAAGGGUGCCAACGGUAUCCUGCCUUCCAGCAUUGCUGCUAGCAUCUCUCAGGCCACGCACGCCGAAACCUUGCAGCUCCUGGAACGUAUCAAUGUCACUGAGCUCAGUGGCCGCCUCCGCGAUGCCAUUGUCGGCCACUGCCAAUUGGUUCUCAUUGACCAGACUACCGUCACUCACCGCAUGCACACAUACGGACGUUACCUUCUUGAUGGCUCCAUGACUAUGGAGCAGGCUCUGGCUUCACGUCUAGAGGACUACGCUCGCCUUGGGGCUACCUCGUUGCCUGCUCUGGCCAACCUGGUUCAAUUCCAUGAGCUUCUUAGCAAGGCCAUCCGCGAGGCUCUGUUCCACGGUAACCGUACUCACUUGAACGCAUUUGCCCUUGCUCUUCGCAGCGCUUUGAACCCGUUCUCUGCCUCGAGCGAGCAGCACUAUGUCGACGUCAACGCCGAUCUCUUUGCCCUCAUCUUCUUUAGCGUGUUGCGCCAGUCGGCCUUUGAGGAAGUCUACAUUGAGUCUACGGAUAGAUGUCCACUCCUGCUUCAGCCUGACCAAGCCGCUGUUUUUGCUGAGCUCUGGGUCCUCGGAUCGCAGUGUGAGAUAUACUUUGGUAUUUUGCCUCGCGAUCUAGGCGAGAUUAUCUACCACCGAUACCACAGUGUUUUGCUCAACCGACCUCCCCGCACUUCCGAUCGAACAGACAACGAAAUCAUGACAAUGUACAGCGAUGUCAGCGCCGCCAACAAGAAGCGUACCAAGAAGGAUGUCAAGACGACCGCGGCAACGAUGCACGAGCGCAAAGAAAAAGUCAAGGAGAUGAUUGCCAACCUUGGCGCCAUGAGCUUUUUCUGUGCCCCUGCUAUCAUUGACGUCGUUUUGCUGACAUUCCUGGGACGUGGUUUGCUCAUGACGGGUUUCUUUGACGAUUCCCACCACUUGAGUGCCGCUGUCUAUGGUAUCCUCCUCUCCCUGCUUGUCUCUGCCGGUGUUGUAGGCUGGGCUGGUAGCACGGGUAACUAUUACCUUGCCCACUACGCUUAUGAUAACAUGAUCCAUUUUCAUGUGUCUCGCAUUGCUUCUGGUAUCAUCGUUUCCUUUCUGAUUGGUGUUGUGGGCGUCAUUGUCAUUACUCCCAUCUAUGACAUUGGUGCCGGUUUCGUCUUCAUGGGCUACAUGAUUGGUGUCACAACCUAUCUCAAUCUCCUCGGUAUCUUGUCGACUAUGCACCAAAAGGACUCUCCGUUGACCUCCGGUCGUACUGUCGUUUGGCGUACAUUCCCCGUUCUCUUCAUUUCUCCCGUCCUAUCCACUUUUGUUCCUCACUACGACUUGGCCAUCUACCUGAGCGUUCUCUACGUUUUCUUGUUUUUGGUGCUCUACCAAUACAGCAUCAUCUGCCACGAGUGGUCUGGCUGGGUAGACAAAAUGCAAAAGUUUGGUGAAAAGGAUAUCGUUGCCUGGCACGAAAAGAGAAUGGAGGCGGCGUCCAACGGCAAGGAAAAUGCCGCCUCCCAGAGCCAAAAGGAGCCCCUUGAAGCCUUCCGCAACGCCAUUGAUGGUUACAAAAGACGAUCUGCGGCAGCUCGCUCCUCUGGCAUUCUUAACGACCCCUUUGUGGCCAAGAUUGCACACAGUAUGCCGUACAUUGAUUGGUUGUUUAAGAAGGCUGCUCCCAAUGGGAAGCUGCCUCCCGCUUUUAGCAGUGGUUGGUUUACUCAGCUUGGUGAAGCCCAAAACCAACAACGUCAGCUGAUCCGCGGUCUCAAGGAGCAUAACAUUGUUAUUCUCUACCGCAUGGCUCGCUUCGACAUUGGCCAGAGUGUCGGUCUCUUCCUGAUUGCUCUCAUGGACCGAUGGGUUGGUAUCGUCAUGGAAGGGAGAAACCCUCGACCAAACUUGUAUGGCGGCUACCCUGUCACGAAAUCGAAUCCGUUCACUGGCGGCGAUGAUCCAAGCAAAACCCCUGAUAACCCCCAGCCACGAUAUGCCGUCUGCUUCGACCUAAUCUACUUUUGUUUGUCUGUCAUGAUCCUGGACAUGGUCUUGCAAAACUACUGGGGCUUCCGCUUCGAGGCUUCCAAGGAGCCGCUUCGUGAUUUCGCUCACUCCCAAGCAGUCCAACAGGCUGCCGAGCGCAAGCGCCGCUACACCUUCCUCAAGGCGUUGCUUGAGCUUCUUCUGCGACAGUGUAUUCUGUUUGGAGCUGCCACACUUCUUCUCUGGCUCUUUGUCGAUCAGACUAUUCCUAUUGCUGUCUACUACCUGUACAUUGUCGGCUACACCUGCGUCAUCAUCUUCCAGUUCAACCGCUGCUUCACCACCAACCUCAAAGCUCACAUUACUACCAUCUUUGUAUCUGGCUUUAUUGGUUUCCUCGUUGGCUGCACGCUCCGUGCUAUCCCUGCUACCGCCUCUUUGUUCUUCAGUGAGAUUGCUGCGCAGACUACCGCCUCCGUGUUGGCUGCUCUUGGUACUUCUCUCUGGUGCUGGAAGGACUUCUUCGCCAAGGAGACGGAUCCUUUGAUCUACACCAAGAAGUCUUCUAGUGAUCAGGAUGGCCUCUGGAUCCAGCGCAAGAUUAGCGCCGAGUCCGAGGUCCGCGCUACAAUCAACUCCUCCCAGGCCCAGCGCAUUGGUGGUCGUGUUAUCCGCGGCCGUGUCAGCUCGCCUGUCUGCGAAGAUGUUGGUCGCCGCCUCCGCGAUAGUUUAGCCCAGAGCAAGCACGCUGGUGAUGCCCUGGAAGAUCAGGAGCUUCUUGAGCGCGCUGUUGCACUUUGGCAGGGCGGCCGCAUUGAAGUUGUCGCUGUUCCCUCCAUUGACUUCUCCUCUCUUGGAAUGGGCGAUGCCUGCUCCUUCAGUCACAUUGACGAUGACGGCAACCUGAGCAUCAAGCUUGGUAUGUUUGGUGAGGCUGAACUUGGUCUUUCCUCCUGGCACCCUGUCCUGGCCAUCGUUGCUGCUGAGUGCAUCCUGUACCAUGUUGCCCGCGUAGAAUACGGUAAGACUCACAGCCAAGCUGUCCGCGCCGAGCACUACCUUGACGGUACUGUGUCCAUGUCCAAGCGUAUUGAGAUUGAGAUCCUCAUCGCUGACCCCGAGCUUUUGCUCCGCUAUAUGGGCCGCACAAACACCGAGGUAAUGCGCCGUCUGUGCUGGGACCUGGACGUCGAUGUCGAGUGGCAGCAUCUGCCCCAGUCUGUGCGCGAGGCUAUUCUCCUUCGCAUCAGCGAGAAGCCUGUUGCCUGGAACGAUGAUGUCCGCCAGUGGGUUGAAGACCGCGGCAUUGACAUGGCAACCAACGACUUUCACCUCGUGCUCUGCCUGGCUGUCUUCCGCGCUUGCUGGCAACGAUACGAGUCCAGUGCCGCGUUGCUGGCGGAUGUUGAGCAGUUCCACGCAUCUGAAACCAUGGCUGAUCUUAUUCCUGUCCGCAUUGUCAAUGGCAAGGCUACGCUUAUUGAGCGCAUCUUUGGCAGCAUCGCCGCCGUUCCUCUAUCCGCUGUAAAGUGGGUGGCUAUUAUCAGCGGCGGCGCAACCAACAUUGAACGUGAGCUCAAGUAUAAGUUCAAGAACGUCCUCAUUGGCACCUUUUUCCUGCGCACAACCCUUCUGGCUUGGAGAAUCUGCAAGUUCUUCCGCGAAUGCCUUGUUCACACUCUGCUCCUCUACGGCCGCCACUCUCUGAAGAGCGUCGCCACUCUGGUCUUUAGCGGCGAGCAGCGACGCAUUACCAACAACUCUGUUGCUGUUGUUCGCCCUCGCAAGCCCAUCACUGCCUUUGUCAACGCUGAUUGCGGCGAUGAGGGAGCCUACCUCGUUCUGGAUGCCUACGAUGAGAGCCUGCAGGCCGCCCCCGAAAACAAGACUGCCUCUUUCAAAGCGUCCUACGAUGACUCCUUCCGCCUGAUCCGACGCGACGAGAGCGAUGGUACCUACUGCACUUACACCUACAGCUCCGACAAGGAGAAGCGCUGGCCUCUGUAUCGCGAACAUUUUGACAAGGACACCAAGAUUGUCGGCUUCUACGACAAGUACGGCCGCAUUCAGCACGGUACCAUGGCCAUUGGCACAACGGAAAUCACCUUUGCCUACCAGUACAAGACUACUCCCAAGGGUGCCACCAACAUUCUGCGUGCCGACUUUGCCCACGGUACCAGCACUGUCUCUCUCAACAAGCUUUCCGUCUACUGGGGUGAGCCUCCUCGCGAGGACGAUGUCACCACGUGCGACUGGGUUCCUUCUGACAAGGUAUACCGUAUCGACAGAAUGGUGGAUGGCAAGUCGUACGUCACUGAGCUUGAGUACAGACAUCGCCGUGAUCCCGUCAGCACCACCUUCCUCAAGGACAAUGCCGACUUCCGCACUGCCGUCGUUGACGUUCCCAAGGUCUUCUUUGAGAACCCUCUUCUCCUCAAGAAGCCUCACCGCCCGUCCUUUGAUGCCGAUGAUCUCCUCAUCUACCACAGCACACGCCUCAUCCGCCACCUCCGACACAGCACCAUCCCGACGCUCUCUCUCAUGUCGCGAUGGAGCCUGCUCAAGUACUUUGGCCGCACGGUGGAUUUGGCUCUGCCUACUUGGCGUAUCCGUACCGAGCUUUGGCAUGCUUGGCUCAAGGGAAGCAUCGAUGCCCCCAUGGUUUGUUGGCUUGAUGAAGUUAUCCUCCGCAAAGAGCCGCUCUUGUUCCCCUACUGGCGUGCUCGUGAGGCUGGCAAUGUUGAGGCGGCUGUUCGUCUACUCGACCAAAACAUUAGCCAAAUUGCAUCUUCCAUUGAACUUGCCACCGAUGUCGCCGAACUGUGCCUGCUUCCCAUUAAGACCACCGAUCUCUACCACAUGGGUCUUGGUCGAGAUGCGACCGAGAUUACCACUCGCCCUCAGGACUGCUACUCCGAUACCAAGGAUCGUGUGUCCGUCAUUGUCAACGAUAUUGGAUGCUGGCCCGAAUCUCCUGGUGGCGUGUCCAACUGCAGACGCGAUCUUGUCAAUGGCCACAGCACCAUUCGUAACCACGUCUUGGCCGAGUGCGCCAACGACUACGGUAUCCCCCGUUUCCAGAUUGAAAAGAAUGUGCAGUCGCUCAAGCUUCUUCCUCUCUGGGGUCUUGACGACAAGACUGCCUACCACGGUUUGACCGAGAACAUCCUCCAGUCUCAAGUCGAUGUCAAGAUUGGCAACACAGACAAGCAGCGUGACAUUCAAGGUGUCUUUGUGCCACUCCUCAUGGACUUUGUCAAGGGAGCCCGUACCAAGACCUACUCUCGCGCUGACCUGAUCAAGUACACCAACGUCUUCCUUUCCAUGGCUAAGUACUACGAGCAAAAGGAUUACAACCUCACCUGGAACUCUCAGAUUGUAGCGGAUGCCUGGGCGGAUGCCUGGCUGGUCCCCUACGAUGACCCCAACAUUGCCGACCCUGUCGAGCACUUUGAGUUGCAGCGACCCAGUCGUCACGACUUCCGCGAGGCAAUGGGCAUCUACAUGGCGUACUUCUUCAUCUUCUCUGUCCAGAUCCCCGAGGAAUGCCCCCGUGUCUUCCAGAGUACCCAUCACGGUAUCAGCAGUUUGUUUGGUAUGAUCCUCAAGUACAAGCGCGGUGUUACCUUUGGUAUCUGGGACCACGCAAUCUUGUGGCGUGAGACCUGCCUGAACAUCUCGCCUGCGCAGUGUGAGCUCUCUAUUCCCGUGCAGUCCAUGCUUCUUGGCGGUAUCCGCUUGGCUUCGCGACUGUCCUACUUCCACGCUGACAUGAUUGUGCCUUGCACUUCGCUCUUCAACCCUAUGUGGGAGGCCGACAUUGGUACUGAUCGUGGAAAGUUGAGCAACAAGAACGAAUUCGUUCGCAAAAUUGAUCCCAUUGUCAACGGCAUCAGCAACAUGGACUCCUUCACUCCCGUCAAGGCUACCCGCACUGAUAAGCCCACCGCAGUCAUGUUGUCCAAUGUCCAGUUCAUCAAGGGUAUCCGUACUGCCAUUGUUGCAGCUGAUGUCAUUGUUAACCGCUACGGCUUCAAGGACUACAAGCUUCUCAUUUACGGUGCCAAGGAUCGCCAGCCUUCCUACGCGCUCGAGAUGGCCAAGCUCAUUGUCAAGUGUGGUCUUUCAGAGAAUGUCGUCCUCGCUGGCUUCGGUAAGCCCGACCAGGUUUUGCAGGAUGCUUGGAUCUUUGUCAACUCGUCCAUCUCCGAAGGUCUUCCUCUUGCCAUUGGUGAAGCUGCUCUCGCUGGUGUACCUAUUGUCGCCACUGAAGUCGGUGCCACCGCACUGGUCAUUACCGAUCCUGAUAACCAAGACGAGCGUUAUGGUGAAGUUGUUGCUCCCAAUGACCCUGUCGCCCUCGCCCGUGCUCAGCUCCGCCUGCUCUGCAUGGUCGGUCCUUGGGCCAAGUUCACCAGUGAUGAGCCUGAAGGCGGUAUUGACUUGCCUGAAGAGUUUGCCCCAGAAGACGUUACUUCACUCUCCAAGCGCAUGGAGCAAAAGAGCGAUGACCGACAUAAGCUUGGUCUCUUGUCUCGCGAAGUUGUCAAGCGCAGUUUCCACGGCCAUCGCUACUUGCGUGAACAUGAGCAAAUGUACUGGGUUCAGUGGCAUCUUGCUCGCAUGAGAGCCAACCCUGCCUUGAACCGCAGAACUCGCAUUGCCUACCGCUUCAAUGCCAACCCCCCUCUUAUGUACAUGGAGACUCCCAUGCCAGACGACAUUGACGUCGACAGUGUUAUUGAAACUGAUAUUGCUACUCUCAACGGCACCAACAGUAGUCGCAACUCCGUCUACGAAGGCGUCAGUCCUCCACGAAGCGAGAAGCGCUUUGGACUUUCGCGCUUGUUACUCAAGCAGCCCCUCAUUGAACCCUACUCGCCUACGCCCUCUAUCAAGGGCAGAACAAACUUCGAGAACUGGGCCCCUGGUUAAUUCGACAAUAUGUCACCCAGGGUGCAAAGUCUCAUUUGCUGGAUAUAAUUUUCACUCUGCACAUCUCUGUUUAUUUCUCGUUCAUCUUUUUCAUGAAUAUUUGCAGCAUUUUCAUUGGAGUUUAUAAUUUCCUCUUUCUGUCAUAUACUACCAGCGCUACAGCGCCGACACAUUCUCGUGUCCUUCCUACUUUUUAUUUUCUAAUUAGAGAUAUACCCACCAACAUAGCUUAGAAAUUUACCCUUUGUCUACUCAAAAACAUGUCUCAUUCUGCCCAUGUGUAUGUGAAUGUGUAUGUGAUUCUUGAGCCUCAAAAACUUUUUUCACGUAGAAGCACCCAUUAGUUUAGCUUCG